Tachysurus fulvidraco (yellow catfish) is the source of this 5325-nucleotide messenger RNA. It is a transcript of the gene ndst2b, whose product is annotated as N-deacetylase/N-sulfotransferase (heparan glucosaminyl) 2b. Lineage: Eukaryota; Metazoa; Chordata; Actinopteri; Siluriformes; Bagridae. Gene Ontology annotation, cellular component: Golgi apparatus. Bases 669 to 3338 code for a protein of 889 amino acids. Gene Ontology annotation, molecular function: deacetylase activity; heparan sulfate N-sulfotransferase activity. The record is from RefSeq and is a predicted model, not a curated record. The transcript is spliced from 15 exons.
CCGAGAUACAUAGCUAAGACUCUAAAGGAGGAAGUGGCGGUGUGUGUUUAGAAGUUGGAGCUUUACAGAGAGCUGAGCCCUCCCCAGUGUGUGUGUGUGUGUGUGUGUGUGUGUGUGUGUGUGUGUGUGUGUGUGUGUGUGUGUGUGUGUGUGUGUGUGUGUAUGACAGGGAUUGAGAGAGAGAGAGAGAGAGAGAGAGAGAGAGAAUCUCGGCCGGAGCGAACAUGGCGGAGCGGAAUGGGAUGCAUUCAAGCGCCGAAGGAAAGUUGCUGCUUUAAUCCGAGCCGCAUCGCUUUAUCUGCUCUGAUCGCGGAUGUUUACGCGAUGAUAUCAGGUCAGCACUUCCCUUAAAAGCAAAGGCAGGUGCUGUGCAUCCUUAGCUUCUUCAAUGAAUCUAUUGUUCAAACAGAUGAAUGACCCACCAAAGAAAUACAGAUGAAAAAGCAAGACACAUCCCAUGUACUGAUCUGUCGCCAUCUGGAGUCUGGGGCAAUAUCAUAAACCUGUUUUCUAUAUCCAGAGAAAAAGAAAGGAGGAGCGGCGAGCCUGUCGCUAGCUAUGGGUGCCAUGGUCACCUAGACACAAUGGCAGUGUCUUAGGAAAACUCUGGUUGUUCUUCAUCUUCAAGAUCUUAAGGUGCUUUCCCUGCAAUCCUGGCCCUAAAAGCUAUGGCUGGUGUGAGGAAGUUGACUCGCGCUGUGCGCCAGCAGGGACUCCACCGCCUAGUUCUGGCUCUUAUACUUUUCUGCCUGCUUUCCAUGGCUUACCUGGCCUACCAUGUCAGUGGUGGCCCUAAGAUCAAAGAAGCCCCUCCUUUGCCACUAGGAGAAUGUGUGACUGCGGCUCCGAUCACUGUUAGCCAGCGGGUUCCUCUGUUCAUGCCCUCCGAGCUGCGGCAUCGGUGGCAGUCAUCAAGGAAGCUAGACACUACACGCAUUGAACCUAUGGUGCUGCUGUUCAUAGAAAGCAUUUACUCCCAGUUGGGCCAGGAGAUUGUGGCCAUCUUGGAGUCUAGCCGCUUUAGGUACCACACUGAAAUUGCUCCGGGCAAAGGUGACAUGCCGGCAUUGGCCUGGCGGGGCAAAGGGCGUUACGUUUUAAUCAUCUAUGAAAAUCUGCUAAAGUAUGUCAACCUGGACUCCUGGAACCGACAGCUGUUGGAUAAGUACUGCCAAGACUACGGUGUUGGAAUCAUUGGUUUCUACCGUGCCAAUGAAAACUCUCCAUCUAAUGCCCAGCUCAGAGGAUUUCCACUUUUUCUGCGCUCCAACCUUCCACUGUGGGACUAUCGGAUCAACCCGGCUGCUCCUCUACUCUACAUCACCCGGCCCAGUGAACUAGAACCCGGCCCACUCCCUGCUGAUAACUGGACCACCUUCUCGUCAAACCACAGCACCUAUGAACCUGUACUGCUGGCCAGCCCCAGGCCUGCUGAGCUGUCAACACAUUCCAUUCUGCAGCGAGUGCUGUUAGCUACUGUAACACAAGACCUGGGUCUUCACGACGGGAUCCAGCGUGUGCUCUUUGGUGCAAGUCUGUCCUUCUGGCUGCACAAACUGCUGUUUGUGGAUGCGGUUGGCUAUUUGACAGGCAGGAGGCUCAGCCUAUCACUGGACAGAUUCCUGCUUGUAGAUGUGGAUGACAUCUUUGUCGGGAAGGAAGGGACACGCAUGAAGGUGGCUGAUGUUGAGGCUCUGCUUCACACACAGACCAAGCUCCGCGUUCUGGUCCCCAAUUUCACGUUCAACUUGGGCUUCUCCGGAAAGUUCUUCCAUACAGGUACGGACGAGGAGGACGAAGGUGACAACACCUUGCUCAGACACAGGCAGGAGUUCUGGUGGUUUCCUCACAUGUGGAGUCACAUGCAGCCACAUCUCUUUCAUAACGUCAGCGUGCUUGCAGAUCAGAUGAAACUCAAUAAGCAGUUUGCUCAGGAACAUGGCAUCCCCACAGACAUGGGCUACGCUGUUGCCCCCCACCACUCGGGUGUUUACCCAGUACACAGCCAGCUAUACCAGGCCUGGAAGAGUGUGUGGGGCAUUUCAGUGACCAGUACAGAGGAAUAUCCUCACCUCAGACCUGCCCGCUUUCGCAGGGGCUUUAUUCACAGCGGCAUAAAGGUUCUUCCACGGCAGACAUGUGGGCUCUUUACACACACUAUCUUCUAUAAAGAUUACCCAGGAGGCCCUCAGGAACUGGACAAAAGCAUUCGGGGUGGAGAGCUGUUCCUUACUGUGCUUCUCAAUCCGGUCAGUAUUUUCAUGACCCACCUGUCUAACUACGGGAACGAUCGCUUGGGUCUGUACACUUUUGAGUCUCUGGUAAAGUUUGUGCAGUGCUGGACUCGCCUGCGCUUACAAACUUUGCCCCCAGUGCGGCUGGCUGAGAAAUACUUCCACAUCUUCCCUGAUGAGAGAGACCCCCUGUGGCAGCAGAAUCCAUGUCAUGAUAAGAGGCAUAAAGACAUCUGGUCGAAAGAGAAGACCUGUGAUAGACUGCCAAAGUUUCUGGUUAUUGGUCCUCAGAAAACAGGGUCAACUGCUCUACAUGCAUUUCUUUCCCUCCAUCCUGCCAUCACUGCCAGUUCCUUCAGCCCCGUCACCUUCGAGGAAGUGCACUUCUUCAGUGGACAAAACUACCUGCGUGGAAUUGACUGGUACAUGGACUUUUUCCCAGUGCCCUCUAAUGUGAGCACAGACUUUCUAUUUGAGAAGAGUGCUAAUUACUUUGACAGCGAAGUUGUCCCAAAGAGAGCCGCAGCGCUGCUGCCCAGAGCCAAAAUCUUAACCAUCCUCAUCAACCCAGCCGACAGAGCAUAUUCCUGGUAUCAGCAUCAGAGGGCUCACCAGGAUCCUGUGGCUCUGAACUACACAUUCCAACAGGUGAUCUCUGCAGGUUCUUCCUCUCCUGCAGCACUGCUCACUCUGCAGCACCGCUGCCUACAUCCAGGAUACUACAGCAGCCAUUUAGAGCACUGGCUCCAUUACUAUCAGCCCAGUCAGCUUUUGAUCGUCGAUGGACUCCGGUUGCGGGCCAAGCCGGUGCAAGUGAUGGACAGUGUGCAGAAGUUUCUGGGUGUUACACCUUUCAACUAUACUCAGGCGCUCAUGUUUGAUGAGAGUAAAGGCUUCUGGUGUCAGAGAAUGGAUGCCGGUCGAACACGCUGCCUGGGCAAGAGCAAAGGCAGGAAAUAUCCCGAUAUGAGCCCCAAGUCGCGGGCCUUUCUGUCGGAGCAUUACAGAGAGCAGAACGUGGAGCUGUUGAGACUGUUGAAGCGCUUGGGACAGCCACUGCCCAGCUGGCUCCAAGACGAGCUCCACAACACCAGCUGGAGCUGAAACCAAGAAGCACCACGAGGAAAAUAUCUAUACCCAUAUCGAACCCUGCUCCACCACCGGAGCACGCAGGGCCGCGGCACCGAGGACAUCCAGGACUGUGGACAUUCAAUUCUUCCCGCGUCCCAACACACACACUGCAGGUCCAACCAAGACAAAUGGACAAACUGGCGUGUGUGUUAGAGCUCGAGCCCGGCUUUAAAAGCGAGAGGAGAAUCAGAGUUUGUACAUUUUGAGGAAGACUGGACAUGUAUUUAUGUAUUGGCAAGAUAACGACAUAAGAGCUACAGUAGUUAGUUGUAUUUUAGAUAACUGACCGACGAGCUCAUUGUUUGCAUUGUGGGAAAUAUUUCACAAUGUAUCCUUCAGCUAUUGAGGCGAAUGCACAGGGUUUCAGAAAGGAGAGAAACACUAAGUUAAGUGGACGUCAAGAAAUUCACAGGCUGCUCAUGGUGAUCUUUGAUUCUGCCAAGCUAGAGACGUAUUUGUGUAUGUCGUCAUCUCAGAUCCCAGACGUUUUAGGUCAUCCUUAAAAAUAUUUCGGUUUGCAGUAACAGUAAAUAAUAAUAAUAAAAAAAGGGUCAGUAGGUAGGACUAUAUAUUUUUUUUUUUCCAAGUUUCAAUGUAAAAAAAAAAAAAAAGAAGUACAAUUUUGGUGACGGUGAUUACGUAGGUAUGACUUUAAACAAAUUAGCAUAUCGUGACGUCACUGACCGGGUCUUCAACCCGUUGCCUUCGGACGCAUCGUCGCAAACCUUAUUUCGAUGCAGGAUAUAUAGACCACAAACAAAUUGAAUUCUUUGUCAAAAACAUGUUUAUUCGAGUCAGUCGACACGGUCACGGUUAGACUAGACAGGGGAAGGGAUGGGAAAAGAUCUGGGCACAGUUUGUCCACAACUUCGUGCCAAGGUAAAGCGGUGUCGAGCUGUUUUUAUGAAUUGUUUAGAUGUAUUAUGGCGCCCGAACCCGUAUGACUUUGAACGGCGACGGCGAAUAUUUUGUUUACUGCAGCCACAGCCAUCGUCACCGAGCGCGAACCGUCGUCUCUGACAGCGAACGAGACGAAGCGAACGCACAGGCCGUAGUGUGACGUCCUGUAACCGAUAGUGUAAACAAAGAUGACGUCACAGGUUUUUAUUUAAAAGAAAGGACGUAGCCUUCGGUUGUAUGUAGGCCUAGGCAAUUUAUAUAUUUACAGUACUUACUGAAAUAUCAUUAGUAUUAUUUUAUUGCUUUUGUAUUAGUUGUUUGAAGAGGAAAAUAAAAAAAAGAAUCGGUCGGUCUUAAUGCAAAUUUACAACCGGAAAGUCGGUCAGACUUGAAAAUCGAGUCGGUCCUAAAUCGACAGGGUGGGUCGGGUUACGGCAAACAAGAACAUUUUUAAGGAUGGCCUUUUGCUGAUGUUUAAAAUUCACAAUUUGUAAAUGUCAGAAAUAGAUUCUGGCUCAGCUUCAUACCACUGAACUAAAAACAUUCCAGGGCCAGAGUUAGAGGCUUUUGCACUUUUCAACAUGUUUUAUAUUGGAUUUUAUCAAACGAAAUUAAGUAGGAAUAAUUAAACUCAAAACUAGUUGAUCUUUGGGAUCGGUGACAGUAGCAUGUUUCCCAGACUGAUUAAAGGUCACAGGCAGCUGCACUAGCGACUGGAUCACAUGACCGUGUAUGAAGAGUGUGAAACCUGUGCUCAUGACCAGAUAUGGGUUUGUUUAAUGUAAUCAGGUCAGCAGUGUUUGUGACACCAGUUGCCAACUCUGUCUGAGUGAGGGAACUUUGCCAAAAACCAGAUGUUUUGUGACUGAGAGACUUGCCAGUGAGUGUGUGUGUGUGUGUGUGUGAGUCUGUAUGUAUGAUCGUGUUUGUGCAUAUAAGUAAACGUUAGUUGAAGUGGCUGUACUGUACAUCAUCUCUAGUAUAUUCUGUUGUCUUCUUUGGUCAACUUGAAAAUCAGGUAAAAACGCACAUCUGCAAAUAAAUGCACAAGUUAAAGACA